AUGGAUGAAGGGAUGCCAUCAAUCGAAAUAACAACAUCAACAUUCAUCGAAACAUCAACUAUUCCACCAUCACCAACAUUUCCACUUCCUUAUUUGAUUCCUGUUAUAACUGUUUCAUCGACUUUUACUAGGGUUAUUCAAGAAACAAUUACACCUCGUUUCUCAUCUCAAUCAACUGAGUAUGAGAAAACUAUUCAAGAAGAUGAAAUUGAUGACGAAAAUGUGGUGGUUUCUUUUGCUAAGCUACAGUUCAAUUCGGAUGAUGAAGAUAUAACUUGUGAUUUAAUCAAGUCAGCUAAGCAAUUUAAGAUUCUCAACUCCAAAAUGAACUCGAUACUUCAAUUUGUGGUUUAUACUAGAAGUAAGCAUUCAGUUAGUGGAGUUAAAGUUGAAUAUUUGUUGAAAGCUCAAGAGUCUCGAUUAAAGACUCUAAUUGAGAAUGUUGAUAAGUGUAAUGACGAUCAUGUUGCAUAUCAAUCUCAUAAUUUCAACUGCAAGAUUUCAACGUUAUGA
Molecule: messenger RNA, 513 nt
Organism: Lactuca saligna
Lineage: Eukaryota; Viridiplantae; Streptophyta; Magnoliopsida; Asterales; Asteraceae
Source: the annotation of a GenBank genome assembly